Molecule: messenger RNA, 383 nt
Organism: Staurois parvus
Lineage: Eukaryota; Metazoa; Chordata; Amphibia; Anura; Ranidae
Source: the annotation of a GenBank genome assembly
AUGUCGGCUUGGUCAUGUGAUCAGCUGUGUUCAAUCACAGAUGAUCACUGACAGAGAGAGGAGAGCCAGUAAUCAUCAUUCCUGCAGAGGGGACAUGUACACUGAUCAUCAGGGCACUGAUGAUCAGUGUGCCCUGAUGAUCAGUGUGGCCCCAGAAGUGCCCACCUGUCCAUCAGUGCAGCUGUCAGUUCUGAACAGUGCCACGUGCCAGUGCCCCAGUGCCACAUCAAUGCCACAUAUUUGCCUACCAAUGCACAUCAAUGCCACAUAUCAGUGCCCAUUUGUGCUGCCUUUCAGUGUCACCACAGUGCCAUCAGUGCCAGUCCAUGUCAGUGCCGCCUAAAUCAAUGCCAAUCAGUGUCGCCUAUCAGUGUGCAUCAGUG